GGUUUGCUUUCGGACUCUUGUUCCUGUUGACGUGUUCGUCUGAUACGUGAAGGUGGCAGAAACGAAAGCAACAAGGCACACGGUUGCUUUAAUUUCACUCUUUUCUGGACUUUAAAGGGCUUACAGGGUCAGAAAAUGGAUACGAUUUACCACCAGACUAACAAGCAAAUCCAGGAGAUCCAGUCGCAUAUGGGCAGAUUGGAGACGACCGAGCGACAGUCGGUGCACUUGGUUGAAAAUGAGCUGCAGGCCAGAAUCGAGCAGGUCUUCACUCCUCUGGAACGACUCGAGAUCCUGGCUGGGAAAGAACCGCUGAACCGCCGCCAGAACGCCAAACUGCGUGUAGAGCAGCUGAAGUAUGACGUGCAGCAUUUGCAGUCAGCCCUGAGAAACUUCCAGCAGAGACGAUACACACGCGAGGCUCAGGAGAGGGACAGGGAGGAGCUCAUGAAACGCACUUUCACCACUAAUGACGCAGAUACAUCAAUCCCAAUAGAUGAUACUCUUCAGUUUAAUUCCAACCUGCAAAGCGCACACAAAGGCAUGGACGAGCUUCUCGGCUCCGGCUCAAGCAUCCUCCACAGCCUUCGAGACCAGCGAGGCACGCUUAAGGGUACCCAUAAGAAGAUGUUGGAUGUGGCUAAUAUGUUGGGGUUGUCCAACACAGUGAUGCGUCUGAUCGAGAAACGAGCCAGUCAGGAUAAAUUCAUCAUGAUGGGGGGCAUGCUGAUCACCUGCUUUUUCAUGUUCCUGGUCAUCAAAUACCUGAGCUGAACCUUCUUUCCACAAAUGGACCAAAAAAGAAACAGUUAUAUGAAUACAGACUGAAUUACGACAUCUGAUUUGAAUUCCUGAGUGGAAUUUUAGAAACUGGAAAACACCUUUCUUUUUUUCUCUUUAAAUUCUGAAAUUUAACAUAGACUUUAAAGAUAAUUCUUAGAGGACCUCUAAGAAUCAUCUGUAUCUGGGUUCUGGGUGAUUGAUUAGUAUUAACAGGCUCAAAAAUUGCCAAGAUGACACCAUUACACCACCUCGUCCAGCCUGGAUUGUCUAUCUAAGGUAGGUUGUGUUCAUGGAUGCAUGCUGUUGGUGACAAAUUCUGACCCUUCCAUCUGUGAACCCAAACGCAAAUGUAGAUUUAUUUGACUAGGCUACAUUUUUCUAGAUCCCUUGUUUUUAGCUGACAGAACAGACUUUGAUUAGGACAGUAGUAACUCGGGUAGUUAAGGCUCUAGGUUAUUUAUUAGAAGGCCCAGCACAGGCGAGCUGCCACUGUUGGGGGACUUGUUUUUUCUGUCUGUUGUAGCCCAUCCACCAACAAGGUUCAACGUGUUGUGCGUACACCCGCACUCACUUUAGCCCCUACCUUAACUAGUAAACUCUAGAGCCUGUUGUAUGUGAAAAUUCCAGCCCAAUAAUAUCACGGUUUAAAAAAAAUAAUUGGGCUUACAUUUUUUCACCAUUUCAAUGGUUGAUGUCAGCUGCUGCCCUGUAGCUGAAAGAUUGUAUGUGCUGCACAGCAGCCACACAAUUGGCUGACUAGAUCAGCGCAUGAAUGUGUAGGUGUACAUAUGUUCCUAAUAAAGUGUCCAGUGAGUCCAUGUUGAUCUAGAAUGGCACGUCGUCAAGCCUGUUCGUUGUCCGCUGUGUGUCCUGGACAAUAUCGCUCAAAUACAAAGAUUUUCCAACCUUCUGCCAUAAUAUAAAAGACUGAAAAAGCCAGCUGGGAUGUUUCAUUUAAUUAGAAAUUCUUAGUUUCUGGGGAAAUAGGAAAUGAAAAAUAUUUCUGGACAUCUGCAACCUCAUCUUGAUGCUCAGCUGGCACACACACAGACUGUAAAGCAUCAGAUCUCCUUUGCCCCAGAUAUAUACAGUCAAGUUUUCCAAAAUCACCUGGAUAUUUGUCACAGCUACAGUUCUGAUGGUAGACAUAGAGUGUUCAAACCUUGAUGCACCUGAGAGAUCAUCAUCUUCAUCUAAUGACCCAACAUUCAUCCAACGUGCCCUUAAUGACCUCAUUUAGAACGAUCACUUCUGUCUUAACCAAGUUUUCAAGAUGAUUAAAGUGCUUUCACACCUGUCCAUUUUUUCCUCAAACACCUUUUCAUAUAGCGAUUUUUAUUUCUUUCCUUUUCUGAAGACGUGCAAAUAUUAUAG
Hemibagrus wyckioides is the source of this 2157-nucleotide messenger RNA. It is a transcript of the gene gosr2, whose product is annotated as golgi SNAP receptor complex member 2. Gene Ontology annotation, cellular component: late endosome membrane; endoplasmic reticulum membrane; Golgi apparatus. Bases 136 to 774 code for a protein of 212 amino acids. The record is from RefSeq and is a predicted model, not a curated record. Lineage: Eukaryota; Metazoa; Chordata; Actinopteri; Siluriformes; Bagridae. The transcript is spliced from 6 exons. Gene Ontology annotation, molecular function: SNARE binding; SNAP receptor activity. Gene Ontology annotation, biological process: vesicle fusion; intra-Golgi vesicle-mediated transport.